Molecule: messenger RNA, 1539 nt
Organism: Ochlerotatus camptorhynchus
Lineage: Eukaryota; Metazoa; Arthropoda; Insecta; Diptera; Culicidae
Exons: 1
Coding region: 1-1539 (512 amino acids)
Biological process (GO): DNA replication, removal of RNA primer
Molecular function (GO): nucleic acid binding; RNA-DNA hybrid ribonuclease activity
Source: RefSeq, a predicted model, not a curated record
AUGCAGGAUGCAGUUCAGUCUGUCGUUGACUGGGCAGAUGGUGUUGGGUUUGUGAUUUCCCCCGAGAAGUCCAAACUGCUGCACGUCUGCUUUGGGCAUCAUCACAGACCGAACCUGCCUUAUGUUAGUAUCGGUGAGCAUGCGGUCAAGGCCGUACGCGAGAUGAAGCUGCUUGGUGUGACUAUUGAUAACAAACUCCGAUUUGUUAAGCACGCCAAGUUGGUGAAGGAUAACGUCAACAACAAGUUGAAUAUCCUUCGGACCCUAAAUGGUCGCUUCUCUGAAGCCUCUCGUAGUACAUUGACCAAGGUUGCUAGGGCUCUGGUUGUCCCUAGCAUCCUUUACGGGGCGGAACUGUGGAGCAGGGGUGGUGUCUCCCUGCUCAAGAUUCUGGAACCUCAGUACAAUGAGGCAUACAGAAUCUGUAGCGGAGCGCUGAGGUCUUCACCAAUAGCUUCCCUGUUGGUGGAGAAUGGAAAGGUUCCUUUGGUGAAUGUUGUCACCGAAGACCUGGCCACUAAGGCGCUAAGGCUCCUAGAAAGGGAUCCCAUUCUCAAUGACAGGCCCACGGUUGCAAGGGCGAGAGAAUGGUGGAGCGACUUGACGGGAGUAGAUUUUCCCACGUUAGCCCAGCGAGCUAGGCUGUGGCAACGGGCAUGGGAUGCUACUGCCCCGAAAGUUGAUUGGAGGGUUAAAGCUAUGUGUGGGGCGGGGGCUAGCUCUAGUGUGGCGAAAGCUGCAUUUAGGGAGGUCACUGCCUCAUACGAGGGAAGGCUCAAGCUAUUUACGGACGGUUCAUUAAUCGAAGAGGAGGUUGGUUAUGGGGUGUCUGGGGAGGACAUAAGCCGCUGCGGCCGGUUACCCGGUCUCUGUGGUAUCUUCUCAGCUGAGGCCUAUGCUCUCCUGCAAGCUUGUAGGCUAGCAAAUGGGUCUCAGGCUGUUGUAUUCUCUGUCUCUGCGAGUUGUCUCUCUGCCCUUGAGCAUGGGCAGGUUGGACACCCGUGGCUGUUAGAGGUGCAACGGUACGCUAACAUAACCUUUGCAUGGGUACCUGGACACGCAGGUAUACCAGGGAAUGAGGCUGCUGAUAAACUAGCUAACCAGGGUCGUCUUGCUCAACUAGAGGCCAUUCCGGUGCCCUAUAGUGACGCUACCCGCUGGGUGAAGCAGACCUCGCGAUACGCAUGGAAUGUGUCUUGGCAUAACAACCGUGAUGCAUUCCUGCGUCGUAUCAAGAACACUACACAAGAGUGGAAGGAUGCACCUAAUUCUCGAGAUCAGAAAGUUCUGACUCGGCUGAGGAUUGGUCAUACACGGCUCACUCAUGGACCUCGAUUUAGCGGCAGUGUGGCCUACUGCCAGGGAUGCGGUGCGGUAUUAGAUGUGAAUCAUCUAUUGGUGGAGUGCCCGGCGAGAGCACAAUUAAGGGAAGAUAUGGGUGUCGUUGGUUCAAUCCGUGAGGUAUUGUUCAAUGACAGGAGUACAGAGCAAACUGUACUCAACUUCCUGAGGGCGUUAGACUUAUACGAUAUGAUAUAA